Molecule: messenger RNA, 1696 nt
Organism: Durio zibethinus
Lineage: Eukaryota; Viridiplantae; Streptophyta; Magnoliopsida; Malvales; Malvaceae
Product: spermidine synthase
Biological process (GO): spermidine biosynthetic process
Cellular component (GO): cytosol
Molecular function (GO): spermidine synthase activity
Source: RefSeq, a predicted model, not a curated record
AUAUAUUCUCAUACUAUUAUUCCUUUUUUUAUUCUUCUCUGCCCAAAGCGGCCCAACCCACCCACCCAGCAAGCAUUCUGCUUUCUUACGAGUACCAUAAAGCAGGACCAAGAUUGCGUGGCCUCGUUCUUCUUCAGUGGCAUACCUAAGAUUUUCUCCGUUUCUCUCUCUCUCUCUCUCUCUCUCUCUUGCUUUUUAGGUCUUUUUGCCUUCUAUAACAAAAAAACAGGGUCUCUAUGUCAGAAGAGAGCGGUGCCUCUGUGAGUUGUGCGGAUUUGCCUGUUAAGAGGCCUAGAGAAGGUGAAGAGAACGGGGUUUCUGCUGCUGCUGCUGCCAUGGAAACGGAAGAUGAUAACAACAACACUUCCAAUAACGUUAAGGAAGGUGAUGGGAUAUCCUCCGUUAUUCCUGGAUGGUUCUCUGAGAUUAGCCCAAUGUGGCCUGGAGAGGCACAUUCCUUAAAAGUUGAAGAGAUCUUAUUUCAAGGGAAGUCUGAUUACCAGAAUGUCAUGGUCUUUCAGUCAUCAACGUAUGGGAAGGUUCUUGUUUUGGAUGGCGUGAUUCAGCUCACAGAGAGAGAUGAAUGUGCAUAUCAAGAAAUGAUUACUCACCUUCCUCUUUGCUCCAUUCCAAGUCCAAAGAAGGUUUUGGUUAUUGGUGGUGGAGAUGGUGGAGUUCUACGGGAAGUUGCUCGUCAUUCUUCUGUUGAACAGAUUGACAUCUGUGAAAUUGAUAAGAUGGUAGUUGAUGUUUCUAAACAAUUUUUCCCUGACGUAGCUGUUGGUUAUGAGGAUCCCCGUGUGACCCUUCAUAUUGGUGAUGGAGUUGCAUUUUUGAAGGCCGUUCCAGAAGGUACUUAUGAUGCAAUUAUAGUGGAUUCUUCCGACCCAAUAGGUCCUGCACAAGAGCUCUUUGAGAAGCCCUUUUUCGAGUCAGUGGCAAAGGCUCUUCGUCCAGGUGGAGUGGUCUGUACUCAGGCAGAAAGUAUCUGGCUACAUAUGCACAUAAUUGAGGAUAUUGUAGCAAACUGCCGCCAAAUCUUCAAAGGCUCUGUUAACUAUGCAUGGACUACAGUUCCUACAUACCCAAGUGGUGUGAUUGGUUUCAUGCUUUGCUCAACUGAGGGGCCUCCUGUUGACUUCAAGCAUCCUGUGAAUCCUAUAGACACAGAUGAUAGCUGCUGCAAAUCAAAACGACCCCUUAGGUUUUACAACUCUGAGAUUCAUUCAGCUGCUUUCUGUUUACCAUCCUUUGCAAAGAAGGUGAUUGAUUCAAAACCUUAGGGAUGGAAAUUUUGAAGAUCUUUUUACAAAAUUCUAGUUAUUGUGGUGCAUUAAUUUUCACCCUUGCUUGAUGAUCCAAUGUAGUCGUGAACCUUGGAUUUAGAAGUUCAAUCAAUGCUCUUUUAUGUCACUUAGGAAGAGAAUUUUUAGUAUGAUUGUUGAAGGAUGCUAGUCUACUUGAAUUGUACGAAUCAACGAAGUCCAGGGAUUAUGGGUCAUUUUAAGUUGAUAUAAAUGGCUCUUUCUGGGAAUAAUGCAUCAGAUUUACAUCUUUGUGUUCCUGGUAUCUUUCUGUUAUCUGCUGCUCGAAUUCUUGGAUGGUUGGCUGAAGAAUGAUGAUGACCUUUGAACUAGGCAGGCUGAGUGUAGUACAGAAGAACGUUCUUAUUCGUAUAUACAGCUUUGAUUGGUUU